CCUGCUUUCCACAGUCCACUGUCAUAAGUCAAAAAAUCUGGGGAUUUAAUCCGCUACAUACCAAAGAAGUGAAAAAGAAAGAGCUCGCACAUUUUGUUUCAUCCUAUUUGUUAUGUCGCUGAUUCUUACACAGUCUUUUCAAUGAAAAUGCCAGCUACCACAAACAUUAAAGUGGAAGCCAAGCCUUCCGCUGAGAUAGGUGAUGCCGCCAAACAGUGUUUAAAUUGUUUGGAAAAGAAAGUCAGAAACUUAGAGAAGAGAAAGGGACGAAUUGAACAGAACCAGGAAAAAGCCUCCAAGGGAUCAAAGCUUGAGAAAGAGCAGGAGAUAUCUCUUCAUCAGUAUGAACAAGUCACGCACGACUUGGAGUUCGCCAAGGAACUGCACAAGCAGUUUCUCUGCAUACAUCAAGAGCAUGAGAAAAUGGUGAAAAAGCAGGCCAAGCGGGAGAAGGCGGAGCGGCAGGCGGUGGAGAUCAAGCGGGUCAGCGAGAUCCUACAGCUGCAGUGCACGCUAGACCUCAUGGGCGGGAUGAAGGUGCGGGAGGACUUCAAGACGGGCAAACACGGAGCAGUGGUGUUAACGGACGACAAUCUGGACCAGCUAGACAAACUCUACCAAGCCAUCUCCCCGUCGCGAGACGACAGCGGCGACGACUACCCCCAGCGUCUAACGGCGGCGGCUGAGCACAUGGUGAACAUUCUGGACGGCAAGGACCGCCAAGUUUUGGGAACAACCUACAAAGAGCUGAAGGAGCUGCUCACCCUGAUCAACGAGUGCGGCUACUUCGAGAAGGCCAAUCCGGCAGUGCCAGAGGAAGUCAUUGCGGAGAGCACAGAGGAAGUGGAGGAAGAGGAAGCGGCUGUGGAGGUGGAAGAGACGUCCGGAGAGACGGGCGCGGCUUCCCCGUGUGAGGCGGCCGAGAGCGUGCCCGAGCCCCAACAACAGCCGAUUGACUUGACGGUGGGACCCACAGACGGAGCACAAUCUCAAAUGGAAAUGCCCCAGCAGCCAAUGAACACAAUGGAGCAGGAUGCAUUUUUCGCACCCAGUAGCACGACAGCCUACCAAGAGGACUCAGAAGCCCGAUACUCCCCGGUCUACAGAACGGCCCAGCAGGCACCCGACUUCGAAUCUUUCACCAACAACCGCCCGUUCCAGUUUAUCCAGACCUCCUACGUUAUGUCAGAGUCACAAGCAACAGCGCCUUCGGUGGUGGACCCGGCGGUGAUCCACGCGCAGCCUGCCGCCGGCUCGGGCCUGGCCUUCAUGUCACAGAGCGGGUUUGAGCCGGCCGCUCCACCCCAGGCCGCCUCCACCCAGCCACAGCCCUUGCCUCAGCAGCCGCCAACACAAGCCAUGCCUAGCCCAGCAGUCAACAUCCUGGCGAUGACGGCAGAGCUGUCCCAGGGGGAGUCACUCUCACAGCAGCCUCAGCAGCAGCAGACGACCCCCCAGCCCCCUCAGCCACAGCCACAGCCACAACAACAGUCGCAGCCCGAGUACAGCUCGCAGGGCUUCUCGCAGGUACCCCAGCCCAUGCAGCCUGAGGGUCUGUUCAACGCCCCCGCUGGUGUGGUGGAGGAAGUGCCCAACCCCUUGGCCCCUCACCCGGGCAUCAUGGGACAGAGGCGAGGAGAGGACUCGUCCGCCUCGCCGUACGAGAUCCCACCGUCCAUUCCAAUGCCUCCAUCCCAGUCCCAGGGGCAGUCACAGAUAGAGCAGCAACAACAACAGCAGGAGAAGAAAUUCCAAAUGAACGCCAGUGCCCCGGUGUUCCAAUCCAUGUAUGCUCAGGCAACAAUGGCUUCAACAACGGCUACCCUCGCGGGGGUCGCGGAGGCUUCAGAGGUUCACGGGGAGGCGGUGCCCCCAGCGGCAACAACAGGAACGGCGGGCCAGGCCCCAUGCAGAACGGCUUUGGGAACAGAGGAGGCGGGCCAGGCCAGAACAACAGUCGCGGAGGGAGAGGUGGCACUUUCCAAGGGUACCCUCCCAACGCCAACUACAGACCCGACAGUUUCCAGGGCAACUACAACGCCGGGGGAUUUGGCAAGUUCCAGAAGCGAGGGGGCAUGAACAACGCCGGGGGUCCUGGCAAUGCUGGGUACCCGCGCGGAGGACCGGGAGGCAAUGGGGGCAGAGGCGGAG
This is a messenger RNA of Aplysia californica (California sea hare), 2151 nucleotides long. Its product is annotated as caprin-1. Gene Ontology annotation, molecular function: RNA binding. The record is from RefSeq and is a predicted model, not a curated record. Lineage: Eukaryota; Metazoa; Mollusca; Gastropoda; Aplysiida; Aplysiidae. Gene Ontology annotation, cellular component: cytoplasm.